Adelges cooleyi (spruce gall adelgid) is the source of this 1790-nucleotide messenger RNA. RefSeq names its product toll-interacting protein-like. Gene Ontology annotation, cellular component: cytoplasm. NCBI's taxonomy places the organism in Eukaryota, Metazoa, Arthropoda, Insecta, Hemiptera, Adelgidae. Gene Ontology annotation, biological process: ubiquitin-dependent protein catabolic process. The record is from RefSeq and is a predicted model, not a curated record. Gene Ontology annotation, molecular function: ubiquitin conjugating enzyme binding; ubiquitin binding. The coding region runs from base 195 to 1013 and encodes 272 amino acids. The transcript is spliced from 5 exons.
AUCAUUACUUAUAAAUUCACGAGCUUGAUGUUUUCUAACCAUCUGUAAACUUUGGGACAUAAAAAAAGUUGUCUGUAGCGAAAUGUCAAUAUUUGCUCGUUUUUUAUAUUGGAAUACAUUUUUUAUAGUAUUUUCGAGUAAUAAAUAAUUUAAUAGGUACGUGUCUGUAAUUAUUUUCUAAACCAUUGAAAAUCAUGGCAUCAACAACUUCUAGAACUAAUGAAGAAAGACGAAAAAGAGUAUAUGUUGGCGAUCUUCCUAAAGAUUUCUUACGUCUCGAUGUAAUUGCUUUAAAUGAGACUUCAGCUAAACAGCAACAAGAAGCUGCUGAUCAGCAAGCAGCUUUGGCUCUUCAACAGGCAUUAACUUCAGUACCAGGAGACCGUGAUCGUAAUCGACUAAACAUCACUGUUGUUCAAGCUAGACUUGCCAAAAACUAUGGUUUAACCCGAAUGGAUCCAUAUGUACGUCUAAGAGUAGGACACUGUGUAUAUGAAACACAAACAGACACAAAUGGUGGCAAAACUCCUAAAUGGAAUAAAACUGUUCAAACUCUUCUUCCAGAUGGUGUUAAUCAGAUUCAUGUAGAGAUAUUUGACGAGUGCUCAUUUAAAAUGGAUGAGUUAAUCGCUUGGACAACAGUACCAAUUCCUUUACAAAUAUUUAAAGGUGUUACAAUUGAACAGUGGUACAAUCUUACUGGUAAACAAGGACCUAAUCAAGAGGGUACUAUAGCUAUAAUUAUGAGCUAUGGGGUGCCACCGUCUUUAGGACUAGUUCCUCCAGUUAUGAUGAUGCCCCCUAUAUCUAAAUAUGGUGAUCCGAGUGCUGGUCUUACUCCAAUUUAUGUGCAACCCUCAGCACCUCAACCAUUACCAUUAAAUCCCGAAGACUUAAAACAAGUUCAAGAUAUGUUCCCAAAUAUGGAUAAAGAAACUGUGAAAACUGUUUUUGAAGCCAAUAACGGUAACAAAGAUCUAACCGUUAACUCGUUACUCCAAAUGGUUGAAUAAUUUUAUUUAUACUAUUAUUUAGUAUCGGAUAUUAAGAUUAGACUUUUCAAAAGUUUUAUUGUAUGUGUGCCAUUCAAUAUUACCAUUUAAAAAUAUUAUCAAAAAAUGUCUGAUUAAUUCACAGUUUCAUCUCUUAAAAGUAUACAUUAAUAAGUUGCUAAGUCAGGCUAAUUAAUUUACAUUAAUAGCUUUAAAUUAAUUUUUAUAUAACAGUUUAUUUUCAUAGUUUGUGUUAUCAAUUUUAUUACUCUUAUACCACCAGAACUAUACUUAGAGUAUUGGUUUUCUUCUAUUUAUAUAUAUUAACAUUAACUGGUUUAUUUUUUUAAUUAUUAAUCUAAAAUUAUAUGUAAGAUAAAUAAUAUUAUGGAACAUAUUGUUGGGUUUUUUUUUAUAUCAGUGAUUUUUAAAUAGUUGACUUUUAAAACAUUUAUACCUAAUUGAAGAGUGAAUUUGCCAAACAUUCCAAAUGUGAAAUCAUAAAAUAUAGUUUUAUUAAUUAUUUAAGUUGUACGUGGAAUGAAAACAAUCCAAUAUGUUUUCAAAGUACCAAAUUGUUAUUUCACCGUGAUAUAAUGUGGCAUAUAUUUUUAUACAAAGUCUUCAUUUAAGAUUAAUAAUAUAAUAUAAUUUUUUAUCUGUUAUUUAGUUUGUUUUAGACAAUGUUGCAUACAUUUAAGAAGUUCACUCUUUAAUUAUGCUAACUUUUAUUACAGUAAUUAUUUAGUUUACCAAUUAGAUAAUAUAGUUUUAGGUGUAUUUAUUUAUUCAAUAAAA